GACGAGGCAGCAGCAAAGGUUGUCGAUGAGGAACGAAGUCAACGACGCGAGAAGAUAUUCAACGGAGAGUGAGCCUUGCUCACAAUGGCAAUGGAUUGGCGGGCCGAGGCCGAGAAUGGUAAAAUGGAAGAGAGUGAAAGCAAGAUCGCUCUACUCCUCUCCCAUUUCACGAAUCUCCCGGCAACGUGCAUUGCACAGCAGGAGGACAUCCACAGUCUCAACGACGCGGUUCAGAUGCACAACCAGGCGUUUGAUCAAGUCAACAGUCGCCUCCAACAGCUGGAGCAAGGACCCGUCACCGCCCCCGAUGCCAGCUCCUCCAACACCUCCGAUCGCCUCAAUGCAUUGGAGAUCGACGUCGGAGCCCUCAACGAUGGCGCGCAGCUACAGCAAACCGCCAUGCAACAACUGGAGCAGCGGAUCUGUGCUGCCACCGCCAACCCGAGUCCAGCACCGCGCGAGACGACUCCAAAGUUCGAUGGUCAGGAGAUCUUCUGCGAUUGGACGAAGACGGACCUGAUUCCGUCGUUCCGCAAGUUCGAGCUUGCAGCUACACCACGUCAGCGAGGACAAGCAUCACGCACAUUCAGAUGGGGCUUCAAGGCCGUCAAACACUACUUCAUCACAAGGUCAUGUCCGGCGUUCGGCAACGCCUUGACUCACGUUGAGGACACCCUGACGACAACGGCGGAGCUCUUCAACAAGGCCUCGCAGAUCAUUGUCACGAACAAGGAGACCAAGAAACUCUACCGUUCGCCUGCGAAAGGCCCGAGCAGAGAUCGGCAUCCGCCGAAAGUGGUCGUGGUCGCGGGGCAACGCCAAACGACCCUUCUAGCGAGGCCGUGCCUGCCAAUGAAGGGGACAGACUCGCAACCGCCCGGGAUGGUGGCCGCCUCGACAAAGGCCGAGGACGCGGCAAGACGCAGACAAACACUGCAUUUAUUCUCGGGCUUGGCACAACAGCUUCAGCCCCGUGCUCCCACUACGGUCUCUCCGAACAAGUGUACAAGGCACGCACGAGAUUCCGCUAUUGUCUGUGGUGUAACAACGAUCUCCACGACACAAUGGGCUGCACGUCGAAAGGCAAAGGCAAAUCGGGAAAUCGAGCACCGUCGGGAGUUACUCGACGACACUCUUGACGCCUUCGAAACCGGUCGCUUCGCGGGUGACCGCCCUUCGUUCUGAGGCACAUGCGGACGUCGAUAGUCCUCCUCUAUUUUCUUAUGCGGACUAUGCUGCCCGACUCG
Messenger RNA from Chara braunii, 1247 nucleotides. Lineage: Eukaryota; Viridiplantae; Streptophyta; Charophyceae; Charales; Characeae. The record is from the annotation of a GenBank genome assembly.